Molecule: messenger RNA, 810 nt
Organism: Dermatophagoides pteronyssinus (European house dust mite)
Lineage: Eukaryota; Metazoa; Arthropoda; Arachnida; Sarcoptiformes; Pyroglyphidae
Gene: mRpL30
Product: mitochondrial ribosomal protein L30
Biological process (GO): translation
Cellular component (GO): large ribosomal subunit; mitochondrion
Molecular function (GO): structural constituent of ribosome
Source: RefSeq, a predicted model, not a curated record
GAAAUAGUAAAUCACUACAUGUGUUUGAAAAAAAAAUAAAUGAAUUUUUGUUUUUCCAUUUUUUGUAAUUGUUGAAAAUGAGUUUCAUUUUACAAUUUCAUCGGCAAAUUCGCCGUUACAUUUAUAAUCCAGUUUAUAAAGGACCAUUUGAAUAUAAGAAAAAAGAUACAAAAAUGUAUAAUUAUCCAUUCGGUAUCAAUAAAGGUCGAUUAGAGGAAAAAUUUGCUGAAAUCAAUGAAAUUCGUGCUAAACCAUUAAAUGAUGAAGAUAUUUCACCAUUUCAUUUGGUCUGGAGAUAUAAACAUCUAUAUGGUAAUCCUUGGAAUCAUAAAUUAAUUCUUAAACGUUUAGGAUUACAUCGAUUACAUAUGAAAUCACCGGUUAUCAUACCAAAUACACCACAUUAUAAUAGUAUGCUUUGGGAGAUUAAACAUUUGAUUCGUUUGAAACCAUUAAAAUUUCCCGAUGGAUUACCAACUGAAGAUGAUUUAGGUUCAAUUAAAGUUGAUUUAGAAACAGGUGAAAUGCGUAUUAAUCGUGCAUUUCGUAUACCAAAAGAAUCAUUGGAUAAAAGUGAUCCACCACCAUUAUUUCGUGGAAAAUAUUUACGUGAAUAUUUAAAAUGGUCAUCCGGUUUGAUUGGUUUUUCCUUACCACAUCAUGAUAUUGAUGAUAAAGAUGGUAAUCGUAUUGAAGAUUAUGAUAGAAAAAUGAAAAAUUAUUAUCAACAUCAACAUGUAUAUUAUAAUAACAAUAAUAAUAAUGGCAAAAAGUAAUUUUUACAAAAAUAAAAAUUUAAUUAAAAAAUCA